AACAAUUGUCACUGUUCGAUCGGCUUUCUUGGAGGAAAGAUGCGAGAAGAAAUUAAUAUUGUUUUACAAAAUUGAUUAAAAAUAUUUUAUUUCAAGCUUAAUUUCUGUUGAAAAAUGACGAUUAUAGUAUUUUUAAUUGAUACUUCAGCCUCGAUGUUCCAAAGGACGUAUAUAGGAGGUCGAAACACAAUUUUAGAUGUUGCCAAAUCCGCUGUUGAAACAUUUGUCAAAGUGAGGCAGAGAAAUAUGGAUAGCAGAAACGAUAGGUAUAUGCUUCUCACGUUCGAGGAACAUCCGAAUAAUAUCAAAGCAGGAUGGAAAGAAAACUUGGCAACGUUCAUGAACGAACUGAAGAACCUACAAUGUUUUUCUAUGACUACGAUGGGAACUGCUGUAAAACAAGCUUUCGAUAUUUUAAAUAUAAAUAGAAUGACUUCUGGUAUCGACACGUAUGGCCAAGGAAGAUGUCCUUUUUUUCUGGAAACUGCUAUUAUUGUUUUAAUUACAGAUGGUGGAAAAUUAACUAAUGCUAAUGGGGUUCAAGAAGACUUCACCCUUCCAAUGCACUCACCUAUACCCGGUUCUGAAUUAACUCGAGAACCUUUUCGUUGGGACCAGCGAUUAUUUGCGUUAGUUCUGAGGCUGUCAGGCACUCCGGCAAUAGAUAGGGACACUGGGUUGGUCCCAAGCGAUAACAGUCCCAUAGAUGCCAUGUGCGAAGUCACCGGGGGAAGAUCGUACUGUAUAACUUCACAUAGAAUGUUGAACCAGUGCAUCGAUAGCUUAGUACAAAAGGUUCAGAAUGGUGUAGUAAUAAAUUUUGAAAAAAUAGGACCCGAUCCACCACCCCCUCAGUUUGACAAAAAUGAAGAGGGAAAGGAUGAACUGAAGGAAAACGAUUGGAUGGAAACUAUACAUAAUCCAUUGAAUAUAUCUUGGCAUAACUGCAGGAAGAUGAUUUAUGUACCAAAACCAACCCCUAAAUCUUUUUUUAUGGGUUUUUGGCCUAUUCCUGAAUCAUUCUGGCCCGAGUUGACUACCUCGGUGUUACCAGCUAGAUCGGCCCAUCCUAACGUAAGAUUCACGUGUACCAGUCAAGAACCUCUCGUUAUUGAAAAUUUACCUUUCGAUAAAUACGAAUUGGAGCCUUCUCCCUUAACGCAAUAUAUUUUAUCUAGGAAACAACCAAAGACUUGUUGGCAGGUCUUUGUUGCAAAUAGUUAUAAAAAUUCUGAUGUCGGUCAUCCAUUUGGAUAUUUGAAAGCCAGUACCAACCUGACAUGUGUCAAUCUGUUCGUAAUGCCCUAUAAUUACCCCGUUUUACUACCUCUGUUAGAUGAGCUGUCCAAGAUACACAGAUGGAAACCGACACCCGAGUGGCGGACACAGUUUCAAAACUAUUUGAGGACUUUACCUGCCUAUUAUGCGGCGCCUUUGAGGAAAGCGCUGACAAGAAUGGGUACCCCAAUGCCUCUAGCACAGACUUUGAUACCGGAAAACUCAGAAGCUUUAAGUUACACGGUUUCGAACUACCUCAAAAGGAUAAAAAAUUCCGCAAAAUCAGAGUACGAUAAAAUGUGUAACGAUAUAAUACAAAGACAAAACAAUGUGAAUAACCACAAAAAUAGUUAUAGCGUACCCGAGAAAGUACUGGUGAAGGUCACACUUAAAAAAGAACUGAUAAGUCACCCCUUACUGUCAGAUAAAUUCAACGCUCAACGAGAUCAAUUGUUACCUCAAGGAAGCCCCAUUAGCCUCUCGAUACCGAAUUUGGACAAGGAAAGGCAGAGUAUGAGUUUCAAGAACGCUUUUGAGAUACCUCGAAACAGGUUGAUUUAUCAGGUGAUACGAAUGAGGAACAACUUCAUGCAGCCCGAUUGGAUAUCGCACGAUCUGGACAGUGCGCAUUCUUUGCCGAUCUCUCAGAUGGGCAACUAUCAAGAACACCUCAAAAGACAAACUCCCCAACUUCGAGAGAUCGAAAGCACGCCCGUUAGGCAACAUAUGUUUGGAAAUCCGUUCAAAAUCGACAAGAGGAUGAUGGUAGAUGAAGCCGACAUAGAUCUAGUGGGCUCACCGGGCACAAACAGAAACAACAAACGUCCAAUAUCCAGCACCGAUAACAACAGUAGGGCAUCUGCGAAGAGAAAACCAGGACCUCUACCGAAGCAGUUCAGGUUCAGAAGACCGAGUGAAAACGUUUCAUCAGCUCCUUCGACUCCUGAACGUUCACCCUCACCUUGGUCGAACAUCAUAGAGAGGGACAUUCCGAGUUUCGAUGAGCCUCCACUCAUAAUCGAAAACGGUCUGGAUUCCCCAUUGAGCAGUCCCAUGUCGAGUGAUAGGUCCAGAUCUCCGUCGCCCCCGUUGGAAGUGCCAAAUCAUAGUGUACCUAACGAGAAUCACGUUGCAUUAAGGACUAAUCCGGUUCAGUACAAUUGUUCGCCUGUGAUGGAAGUGAACAUGAACUCUUCAAACAGUUUAUCGUAUUCUAAUUCGUCGGUGUCGAACUCGAAUAGUGACGAUAAAAUAUCGCAAAUUCUGAAGGAAGUCAACAGUUUGCCUUCCGUAGUCCUGAAUCAUAACAAUCACGAACCUGCAGUUCCGGAGCAGAAGCCUGUGGUCCAGUCCGAAGAGGAGAUCGAAGAUAUCAAAGCACAAAACUUCCAAAUACGGAAAACGCUCAAUAAAUUGGUGAGGAGGCCGGGGAAGAACUACUCGGAACUGUUCAACACUAUAAGAACUCUGAAAGGUGAUGCUGACAUGCAAGUUGGUGUUGUUAAACUGAUAAUCAAAGAAUCGUUGAGGUUCAAAAGACAAUACUUGGUCUCCUUGUUGGAGGAACACAUAAAUACUCUGAAGGGUAUAGAAAACAAACAAUAAACGGGGGUCGUGUGUAACUUUUCUAAUUUUAUACUUUGAUACAAGAUGCAAAACCCAAUGUUCUCUAAUUCAAACGAUUCUAUGUUAUGAAAUGUAACAAUUGCGUUUCAUUCAAUUGAUUGUUGUCGUUAUUGACGUGCAAAAUUUCGAAUUUUACUUUGAGACAUUGUAAAUAUUAACAAAGGAGUGCCUUAACGGGCUAAAAUUCGUUGAUUUUGUGUUGCGAUGACUGGAUCUGAGAAUUUUGUACAUAUACGAGAUGAUUAAAACUGUUAUUUCUUUUCGGAAUUGAGUUUUGUAAAUUUGAAAGUUUUUAGAUGUUAAUUUUAUUAAUAAAUUAUUUAUUCUAUAUAGCCUCAUUAAAUAUUUUGA
Messenger RNA from Coccinella septempunctata (seven-spotted ladybird), 3255 nucleotides. It is a transcript of the gene IntS6, whose product is annotated as integrator complex subunit 6-B. The record is from RefSeq and is a predicted model, not a curated record. The transcript has 13 exons. Lineage: Eukaryota; Metazoa; Arthropoda; Insecta; Coleoptera; Coccinellidae. Gene Ontology annotation, biological process: snRNA 3'-end processing. Bases 115 to 2883 code for a protein of 922 amino acids. Gene Ontology annotation, cellular component: integrator complex.